AUGGCAUCGCCGCCCAAACCGUGGGAGAGGAACCGCACAGCCCCGACAGCCACUGCCACUGUGCCAAUGACGGUAUCGUCGACGACUCCGACACUCGCCGCGAUGGCCGCCUCCAAUCCCUCCACCACCAGCCUCGCGUCAGCCUCAGCGGCCGCGCCAGCCAUCCCGCCCAUACCCGCGUCCCUGACGGCAUCAGUCAACCAGAACGCGGCCAACUUCAGUCGCCUGGCCACUGCGUCGCCCGUCGGCGCUUCCCCCUACGGCGCCGGCUACGGCUCCGGCUAUUCCCCCUAUCGGUACGGCGGCUACGGUGGCAUGGGGUCCAUGGGGUCUAUGGGGUCCAUGGGUGGCAUGGGUGGCUACGGCAGCAGCAUGUACGGUGGCCUCGGCGGCAUGUAUGGCGGCGGCGGCAUGUACGGGGCCGGCGGCAUGUACGGCGGUGGCGGUGGACUCGGUGGCGGACAGCGCGACCCCAACGAUCCCAACAGCCUAACGAACCGAUUCGGCACGAGCACACAGGCCACCUUCCAGAUGCUCGAGGGCAUCGUGGGCGCUUUCGGCGGCUUUGCCCAGAUGCUAGAGAGCACGUACAUGGCCACGCACUCGAGUUUUUUUGCCAUGGUCUCGGUGGCGGAGCAGUUUAGCAACCUACGCGACACGCUCGGCUCGAUCCUCGGCAUCUUCACCCUGAUGCGCUUCAUCCGCACGCUGAUUGCUCGGCUGACGGGCCGGCCGCCGCCUGUGGACGCGAUGGCGCUGACCCCAGCGGCCUUUGAGCGGUUCAAGGCCGGUGUCAGCGGUGCCGGCGCCGAUGCAGCCGGCGCGGGUGGCAAGGCACCUAAGCCCAGCCGGAAGCCCCUGAUCGUCUUUGUGCUGGCCGCCUUUGGCCUGCCGUACCUGAUGGGCAAGCUGAUCCGGUCGCUGGCCGCGUCGCACGAGCAGGAGGGACGGCGACAGAUGGCCCUCGUGCAGCAGCAGCAGGAGCAGGAGCAGAUCGCCGGCGGACAGCUGGACCCGACCAAGCUCGAGUUCUGCCGCGUGCUGUACGACUACGCGCCCCAGCAACAACAGCUGCUGCAGCUCGCAUCGACCCCCGGCAUGGAUCUCGCCGUCAAGCGCGAUGACCUCGUCGUCGUGCUGUCCAAGGCCGAUCCGCUCGGCAGCCCGUCCGACUGGUGGCAAUGCCGCACGCGCGACGGCCGCGUCGGCUACCUGCCCGCCACCUUCCUGCGCCUCAUCACCCUGCCGUCACAGCCGCAGCAGGCCCAGCUGAUGCCGGCUUCGGCCGCACCGCCGCCAGCGCCGGUGAGCGUCGCCGAUAGCGCCGAGGGCGGCCCGCGCGGCCGUGCCAACACCAUUGUCAGCACUACCUCCAACACUACCGCUGCCGCCGUGGCUGUCGACCCUGUCAAGGCCGAAAAGGCCGCUGCCCAGAAGCAGAGCAAGGCCGCUGCCUUCGCCAAGUCGGCCCUUUACAAUUAG
Molecule: messenger RNA, 1482 nt
Organism: Grosmannia clavigera kw1407
Lineage: Eukaryota; Fungi; Ascomycota; Sordariomycetes; Ophiostomatales; Ophiostomataceae
Product: peroxisomal membrane protein
Exons: 2
Coding region: 1-1482 (493 amino acids)
Biological process (GO): protein import into peroxisome matrix, docking
Cellular component (GO): peroxisome; peroxisomal membrane; peroxisomal importomer complex
Molecular function (GO): protein binding
Source: RefSeq, a predicted model, not a curated record